UUAAAGGGGCUGCUUAUUGUCAGUUUAUGGAUAUGUUAUUUCCUGGUUCGGUACCUAUGAAACGUGUCAAGUUCCGUACAAAUUUGGAACAUGAAUACAUUCAAAACUUCAAGAUACUACAAGCUUCUUUCAAAAAAAUGAGCGUAGACAAGAUUAUACCCGUUGAUAAAUUAAUUAAGGGACGUUUUCAAGAUAAUUUUGAAUUUUUACAAUGGUUUAAAAAGUUCUUUGAUGCCAAUUACGAUGGACGUGAAUAUGAACCGCUAAUAGCACGUGGUGGCAUUAAAUUGGGUAAUGGUGUUGGUGGCGGUGGUAGUGGUGUAGGCAGCAGUAAUGAUUUGCUACAUCAUCAUCAUCAGCAUGACAAACGUCAUAUACAAAUGCCUUCGGGACGUAGUACAACACAUGCUACCACAACACGAACAACCGGUAUGACCAUGUUAUAUUUUCCUUAAAUAAAUUGUUUAUUU
Molecule: messenger RNA, 470 nt
Organism: Lucilia cuprina (Australian sheep blowfly)
Lineage: Eukaryota; Metazoa; Arthropoda; Insecta; Diptera; Calliphoridae
Product: microtubule-associated protein RP/EB family member 1-like
Exons: 2
Coding region: 27-455 (142 amino acids)
Biological process (GO): spindle assembly; regulation of microtubule polymerization or depolymerization; protein localization to microtubule plus-end
Cellular component (GO): microtubule organizing center; cytoplasmic microtubule; microtubule plus-end
Molecular function (GO): microtubule plus-end binding
Source: RefSeq, a predicted model, not a curated record